Molecule: messenger RNA, 1176 nt
Organism: Lathyrus sativus (Indian pea)
Lineage: Eukaryota; Viridiplantae; Streptophyta; Magnoliopsida; Fabales; Fabaceae
Source: the annotation of a GenBank genome assembly
AUGAAAGCUCUAAUCUUUUGUAUUUUGAUUCUUGGUUUUGUUUCAUCUUGUUUAUGUGAAAGGUGGAAUAUUAAUGCAGCUCCAACAAAAAAUAAUAUAUACAAUGUGGUUGAUUAUGGUGCUCGUGGUGAUGGAGUAAUAGAUGAUACACAAGCAUUUUUAAAAGCAUGGAGUGAUACAUGUGGAGCAGAAGGUGCAUCAACUUUGCUCAUACCACCAAACAAAAUAUACUUGGUGAACAACAUCGAAUUUAGUGGUGAUUGCAAGGCCAAAAGUAUUCUCAUUCAGCUUAAAGGAAAAAUAACUGCACCUCCCCAAAAAGCAUUUAAGGAUAAGUCAUAUUGGAUUAAGAUCCAAUACAUAAACAGUCUCACAAUUGAUGGCAGUGACAUAGGAGAAAUCACAGGCCAAGGUUCUACCUGGUGGCCAUGCAGAACUUGCCCUAGGCCUAGAAGCUUGUUUUUUCAUUCCUGCAAUGAUCUUACUGUUAGUAAUGUGAGGAUUACUAAUAGUCCAGGAAGUCAUAUAUCUAUAAAUGGUUGCAACAAUGUGAAAUUCUCUCACAUGAAUGUUCAAUCUCCGGGUGAUAGUCCUAACACCGAUGGGUUUGAUAUCUCGUUAUCUAAAAAUAUAUUGAUAGAAGAUUCCGCCAUACAAGUAGGUGAUGAUUGUAUUGCCAUCAACGGCGGCUCCUCAUACAUCACUGCGUCUCGUCUUGCUUGUGGUCCAGGUCAUGGAAUAAGCAUUGGAAGUCUUGGUAAAGAUAAUUCUCAUGAGAUAGUUGAAGAAGUACAUGUACAAAAUUGCAGCUUCACUAAUACUACAAAUGGAGCUAGAAUCAAAACAUUUCCUGGUGGAUCAGGUUAUGCAAGGAAGAUUAGUUUCGAACAAAUCCAACUUACAGAUGUUAAGAAUGCAAUAAUUAUAGACCAACAUUACGGCGUUAAAGUUGCGGCGGAGGAAUCAGCUGUGCAAGUGAGUGAUGUUAGAUUUUAUGGGAUUAAUGGAACUUCUGCUAGUGACUUGGCUAUUAACUUGAAGUGUGAGAGUUGCUUCGACAUUGUAUUGGAUCAAAUUAAUAUUGUUUCUUCUCAACCUAAAAAGGAGGCUCAGUCUUAUUGCAAAAAUCUCUAUGGAAAAAUAGGCUCUACUGUUCCAAAAGUCAAUUGCAAUUGA